Molecule: messenger RNA, 189 nt
Organism: Medioppia subpectinata
Lineage: Eukaryota; Metazoa; Arthropoda; Arachnida; Sarcoptiformes; Oppiidae
Source: the annotation of a GenBank genome assembly
AUGUUAAGUUGUUUUAUAUCGUCAAUUUCAUCUACCCCGGAAAUGGCCAUGGUGUUAGUUAUUCCCUUUACCGUGAUCGUUGAGAUGUUUGCUGGUCUAUUUAUAAAUUCAGGAGAAUUACCCGGAUGGUUAAGUUGGCUUAAGUACACAUCAUUCCUUCACUACACCUAUGAGACACUUAUGAUUUGA